UUCUGCUUGUUUUUUUUGUGUACCCCGUGAUUGUGGAGGUGUAAAACGUAUUAGUGCGAUAAGUUCGAUGAUAUUUUCAAGGUUGAAUGCCCAAAUUCAUGCUAAGUGAUGUAAGAAUUGUGUUUAUUCUGGAUGUAUAACCGGCGACAAUAUUUCCGCGUUCCGAUCUCGCUCGAACAUCGUCCGCCCUCGCGGGAUUGCUCGUAAAAUCAUUGCUCUGUGGUGUACGAUACAGAACGUUGUCGGCCGUGAACCGCAUACAAAUGACAAAACAAUCGACUUCCUGAUAUUUGGCUGUAGGAAGAAUUCCACAGCGAUCUCGGACGUCUUCACGAUUGUGAUGGAUGUGAAGCUGCAAUGGAAAAGUUCGCUGUGGAUUUAGACAAAGUUCUCGAUGAGUUUGAAGAAAAGGAAGGUCUACUCGGGGACACACCUCCUGCUAAUUAUCCACUCACGAAGGACAGUGCCCCUACAGCCGUUAUCAACCAUGUUGCAAGCUUGCCGAAGGCCUUUACCAGCCUUCCAGAUCAAAACGGUGAUCACAGACCAUCCAUUCAGCUGACAACAAACGGCAACCAUGUGCUAGAUCGUCCUCCUCCUUUUCAAUCGGACUACCCAGUACUAACGGCCCAAGUGCUGGACUGUGAACGUUUUCGUCUCAAUCACGAGGCCACUGCCACGACCGAGUGCGAGCUCGCCAGUGCAGAGACAGACAUUUCGAAAAAUGGAUCGACGUUGCACGACGACCUCGUCCGUGGCGAGGUGCAAAAUGAAGAGUCCGUCGCGGUCAGUCAGCCCCACAGGAUGUUCCCAUUGGAUGAAAUAAGAUGGAAUGACAAAGAACAACAGCAACCUGUUCCAGUCCUGCCAACAUCUCAGGCAUCCGAUCCACCAACGGAGGGAAGAGGCGAGAGAAGCAGUGACGUCCCACGACUCUGUUUCGCAACAAAGGAAGACGAUGUCGUUAAAAAGGAGCAGGCAUUGGAUUCUAACAGGAACAUGCUCGCAGUGUCGGAUGACAAACUUUGGAGAGUGCCGGAUCAAAAAGUCCAGUCCGAAGAAGGAAAGAGCGACGCAGACAGGUCCGAAGCAUUAUGUCAGUCAAAGGACACAGAGGAGCAGAACGACAGUUUGGGGGAGCCGCAAUCAGUGGACAGCAAUCCUAGAGUGCCAGAAGAAGCGACGGACAAGACGGAUUCCAUGGAGCCCGCGGAGCUUCUCGCCUCGGCUCUUACUGCAACGCACGGACCCAAUCCGGCGGCGUCCGACGGCGCCUCUCUAUCUGUUCUUCUCGACGAACCGAUCACUAUCCCAGAAGAAUGUGUCCGCAACCCCCCUGAUUCAUCAGACUCCGCGCAGGAUUGUGCCAACGAUGGCGUGAAAGAGUUGACGGCGGAACCGCAGCCUAGCUCCAGGGAUGAUUGUACGGCACAUCCUGUCAAAACAGGGCCCGUGUCGUCGGAGUCUUCAGCGACUCUGCCGGACUUCAGUGAGGACGAAGUUCUGAGGGUGUCUGUCGCUAACGGCGUUGAAAUCCAACUUCUUUCGGGCGACGGAAUUGAUUUGGAGAACGCGCGGUCGGAGGCGACGAACAGCUCGCUGUGCUCGCUGACGGGCGAGGCGACCAUAAUUACGGAGGACGAAGUUCCCGCCGCGGAGGACGAGAGGACCGGUCUCAACUUCGAGCCGGCCACGGAAGCUACGGAUCGCGAGUUGGAGGCGUUACUGGCGGAGGAAGAGGAGAGGGGGAGCGUCAGCAGCCCUCAGGAUGAUGAAGAGGGGGAGAGGAGCUUCUUCCCGCCGUUGAGCGAGGAGGAACAACUGUUGGGCAAAGUGAAGCCAUUCUGGAUACCGGAUGUGGACGCUCCAGCCUGCAUGCUGUGCGACACACGCUUUACAGUGCUGAAGCGGCGGCAUCACUGCAGAGCCUGCGGAAAGGUGCUGUGUGGCAACUGCUGCAGGUACAAGUCAAAGCUGCCCUGCCUGGAAAACAAAGAGGGUCGCGUCUGCCAGCCUUGUCUCACCGUGCUCAACAGAGUUGCUGCAGUGGAACGCCUCAGCAGCCCCAAUCCCAACAACCCCGAGGAGUACUGUUCGCGUGGUCCCCCCACCCUCGAGAGCAGCCCCACCAAUGGAGAGGGUCCCCCUCUAACUGUGCUGGUCCCCGUGCUGAGGAAAGGCCCGCGGCCAGGGGGGGACCCACCGAAACAGGUGGUGUUCUCGGACGGCAUACGGCCCGGCGGAGACCUGUCCGAGAUAGCGGACGGGCCGUCGGUCAUGCCCGCGUCUCGCCCCAGGGGCAUUAAAGAGGUGACGUUGCCGGGUGGGGGUCAGGACGAGGGAGCUACGCCCCCGUCUCAGGGGCGUCAUGCCAAGAAGGUGGUGGUGUCUGAUGCCGAAGGCACGUUGCCGCCAAUACUUCUUACAGGUUCAAUAUCCAACGAGAACUUUGACGCCACAAAGCUGAUGAGUGUACUGAAAGAUGAGAAUGCCGAGCCCGUAACUUUUGCGCUGACCAAGAAUCUCCAUGUCUUUGCAAAGAUAGUGAAAUUGGACUGCUGCAUGAACUGCAAUUGCUGGUGCUUCAGCAGCUCUGGCCUGUCGUCCCUGGGGCAAGACGAAGUGCUGCUCCUGUUUGACCACACCGAAGUGGAGUCGACGGUGCCCCGCGAUGCCCUACGCCUCUUCAGCACCCUCCACGACAAUGCGGUCCACGGGGGAGGCCCCAUAGGGUCCAUGGGUCAUCUGCUGUUUCCGGAUGGCGUCUUGGGCAGCCGCGACCAGAGUGGGUUCCUCUUCGUCCCCCCUACGCUUCAGUGCGUCAAGAAACUGCCGCUCCCACGUGCGCCGUGGCUUGCAGCCGUGCUGGUGCAUCGGUGGGAGGUCCCCUGGGCCAAGCUGUUGCCGUUGCGGCUUGUUCUGAGGCUCGGUAGUGAAUAUCGUUAUUAUCCGUGUCCCUUGAUGAGCACUCGAUUCCGCAAACCAGUCUACGGAGAAGUGGGACAUACCAUCAUGAAUGUUCUACUGGACUUUCGGAACUUCCAGUACGGUCUACCUUCUCUGGGCGGACUGGUGGUGCACAUUGAGGGGCAACGCACAACCGUCCACGUGCCGCGGAAUCGUUACGACGCGUUGUGCCGCGUGUUGGACAGCAACGAACACGUCCUGGCCCUCGGGGCCAACCUCAGCCCCAGCGCGGACUCCCAUCUUGUCUGUGUACAGGGAGACGAGGGCACCUACAGGACGCAAGCGGUACAUGUCGCACACGAGGAGCAGAAGAUAACGGGUGCUACGUUUGUGGUGUUCAGCGGCGCCUUGAAAGGCACCGGAGAUGCCAAGUGCAGCGUCGUCGAAGACGGACUCCUAGUGCAGCUGUCUCCGACGGCGAUGGCGGCGCUUCGGACCGCACUGCGCGCGAUGAAGGACUGGGAGGCGCAGAGCGGGCCGGAGGAAAGCAUAACUGUCGUCUGGGAAGAGGACGAUCGGCAGUGCAAUGUGGGAGUGACCAGCCCAAUUGACAACCAGAGCAGAGAAGGCGUACCCAGCGUCCGAAUACGAAACGCAACUGACUACUCGUCGCAAAGACACGUUAUCCGAUGGACCGAAGUCUUCUUCCUCCACAUGGACGAUGCUAAGAAGACGUCCGAGGAGUCCCAGCGUGUGUCCGAAGCUUUAGCCAAGAGCUUCUCUAUGGCCAUGUUGCCUCAUCUGAGCCAACUGCACUCUUUGGGAGUAGUUGGCUUGCGAGUCGAAUUAGGGCCCGAACGAGUCGGCUACGAAGCCGGGUCCAACGGAAAGCCGCUUCCGGCGUCAUGCCUCAGCGAACUGGACUGUGCUCUGGUGCCGCUCUUGACGACGGCGCAAGAACGGCUAGCCGUGGAACUUGUCUUUCACGUUUUAUUGAAGUGACGCGAUAAGCGUUACACAUUGUGUGGAAUAAUGGACAAGUAUGAGAUGCAAUAGAAGAAUGGAGAAGCUGCAGUGUUGGGCGGGGGGGGGGGGAGGGGGAAAUUAUAAUCAAAAGAGGAACACUAAUGUAGUCAAACAGCAUACAUGGAUAACGUUUGAGGAUGCACUUCGAGUUUUUGCCCCGUCUUCUCGACUGCCCCCCUUUGGCUAAGGAGAUACGGAGUCUUCUAUAUUUUUAUAUUUCAGUUUGCCACGGAUUAGUUUUGUUUUUGGCAGAACGAUAGGGGAAUGCAAUGCUAGGAUAUAAAUUGUAUCUGGAAUGACUUGCUGGUGCUCCUUUGUAUGCUUUCUAGUGUACCGACUGUAGGCGCGUGCUUUUAAAUUGUGCCUACGCAACGAUUUGAUAAUUAAAUUAUGUACAGAACGA
Molecule: messenger RNA, 4336 nt
Organism: Ornithodoros turicata
Lineage: Eukaryota; Metazoa; Arthropoda; Arachnida; Ixodida; Argasidae
Gene: Sara
Product: zinc finger FYVE domain-containing protein 16-like
Exons: 14
Coding region: 358-3909 (1183 amino acids)
Biological process (GO): endosomal transport
Cellular component (GO): early endosome membrane
Molecular function (GO): metal ion binding
Source: RefSeq, a predicted model, not a curated record